UAAGAUUCCAUCCCGCCAUCACAGCACGUGGAAAAUAUCAGAGUCCGUCGCAACAGAUCAGACCUGUGGCAGGCUGCUGCCUGUCAUUUACUUUGCGCCUCUUGCUCAGCGACGUAGCGCGAGCGGCCCCGUCAUGUUCCGGACGCUCCUGACACCGCUCAGGCUGCGCUUCGACUCGUCGCCACGCUCCGCUGUCACCCAAAACAUCGUCACGCCGAUUGUCGCUGAGGAGGAUGAGCUUGAAAACCCGGAGGACUUUGCGAGGGAUGUGCUGGUCGAGCUCAUGCGGAACUCCGUGGAGAAGCUGAAGAUGUCGCAGGACACACACUCGAGGAUGGAGACGCUGGUCGAGAUACAGCGCAUUAUGCUCCAAGACUCGCUAUCCGCAACGAAGGACGUGUUCAGGGAGAUGGAUGGAUUCGUCGGACUCAUGAGUGUUCUCUCCGCAGCGCAUGAGGGAAGCGAGAACGCGGAUGAGGCACAAUUGGGGGAGAUCAUUGAAUGCAGCCGGCUUGCAUUCAUGAUCACGUCGGAAGCGAUGACCGACCACCCGGACAACACUCAGUACUUCAAGACACGCAUCGGAUUCGAGUCGCUAGCCACUGCAAUCGAGAACCUUACCUUGGAUCCACGGACCGUGGACUACACCAUGGGCCUUCUCCUUUCCUUCGCAUUCCGAAACUUCUCUAUUGCGGGGACCUUCAAGUCUAUCCGCGGAGUCGAGCUACCCAAUGUCGAGCCCACCCUGCGAGAAGUGGUGUCGCGCCUGGGGGGUAUCAAACGCCCGGGGGCUAUCGCACUCAUUAACAGGUUCGCACCGCAGCUCGUUGGCCAAGACGCGACUAUGCGCUUCGGUGUCCUCAAACUAUUCGAGCUACUGGCCAACACGACGCACCGGAACCACGUUAUAUUCAGCAGUCUCGAGUUGGCGGAGAAUGUGCUGGUGCGCUUUUGCGAGCUCGACACGCCAGAUGUGGAGAGGAAUGUGCUGCAGAAGCUGUUGAGGCGACUGCUGGACAUGGGCGCAACGCCUUCUGUGGCAAGAUACUUGUUCCAGGCAGUGAUAAGGGAGGAUGGAACGCUGCAUGCUGAGCUGCUGGAGAUGAUUCGGUACGGGAUGAAAUCGCGGUGGCUAGAACACUUUUCGAUGGAGUCGCCCGCUUCGCUGACGAUGACGGACGACGGUGUCAAGGGUUUGCCAGUGACGGGCUUUACGUACAUGACCUGGCUCUGGAUCAAAGAGCUUCCCAGUACGACCCACACCCUGUUCUCUGCCCAGAUGAACAGCCGCUCCCUCCUUUCGCUGAGCUUGCGAGGCGACGGCAAACUCGAGCUGGCAUCCUCCGCCAACCGCGACAUCGGCGUGUUCCGAAAGAGCCAGAUCACCAAAAUGAGGUGGACACAUGUCACGCUGGUGCACUACCCGUCACGGGCCGGCAAUCCGACCAUCCGACUUUACCUUGACGGAGUUUUGAAUGACGGCUUCAACUGGAACUAUCCAAAAUUCGAGUCACAACCCCAGACGAUCAAGUACAUCAUUGGCGAGGAUUCGAACAAGACCAGGAUGAGCUGGUCGAUUGCCUCUGCUCAUCUGAUGGCUUUCCCAUUCGGCGACGAUCUACCAAGAUUCAUACACCAUCUGGGACCCCGCUACUCGGGAAAUUUCCAGGACCCCAUGCUCGUCAAGUUCCUCACCUACGAGGCCUCCACAUCCCUCAACAUGUAUCUGUCCACGAUCGCCGCAAAAUCCAAUGUUCCAGUGGCUAACAUGGCCCUGAUGAAGGUCGUAAAUGACGGUCUCGGUGUGCCAGAGUCGUCCAUCAUUUUUUCGGUUUCGCCUAGGAGUUGUCCGACCGAUGAUCCCGAGCGGGCAAUCGUCCCAGCCAACGGCAGUAGACACGAAUUUGCGACUCGUGGUGACGUUUUCAUCGUCAAGGCCGCCUGUUUGGAUAUGUCUCUUUGGAAGAUCGGCGGUGCAGCUGUCCCGUUGCGACUACUACAAGUCGCGAGCACUCCUCACGAGGUAUCCCGAGCACUGGGUGUGUUGCUGGAUGGCCUCAGAAACAGCUGGCAAAAUUCUGAAGACAUGGAGCGGAUCCGUGGCUACGAGAUUAUUGCCGGUGUGCUCCGGCCCAAAGCGCACUUGAUCAACAUGACUGGCUUCGAGACUAUUUUCGAGUUUCUCGGCUUCAAUUUCCGUUCACCGGAACAUUCCACCGUUGUGAAUGCCGUUGCUUACCGCGCCAUUGCGCUGGACUUUGAGCUGUGGUCAAGCACACGGGUGGAGGUGCAACGAGUCCAUCUCGAGCAUUUCACCACCCUCCUCGUCUCGAGCCGGUACAAGAAAUUCAACAUCAAGCAGCGCUUCCCCAAGCUUGGGCUCGUGCGCAAGCUCCUGUUUGCUCUGCAGACAAACUGGUACCAGUCUGAGAUCGUCCCAUUCGUGCUCGAGGCCCUGAAAUCCGCGCUCCAAGUCAAUUUCUCCAAAGACGACGCUAUCAAACCCGUCGUUUCGUAUCUCGCAGCCAAUCUGCACCCCGACAAGGCCGCGGAUGACAAAGACAAGGACGAGCCCGCCUCGCCGCAGAGCAUGGAAAAUCGUGACCCGCGAGAGAAGGCGGAGAUGGUCCUGGAGAUGCUCAUCUCGCUCCUUUCGAUCCCGGUGUUAUACAACAGAUUCUGUGUCGUCCUCCCCCUGACGCGGAUCUGCAUCCUGCUCCUGGGUGACCGGCCAUCGCCGUUCAUCGCCACCCAGAUUCUCACGCUGGUGGCGAUCAGCAACAGCAUGGCCCCCGCGUUCGCACGCAAAUUCGAGCUCAUCAGCGGAUGGAGCGUCUUCAAGACCGUGCUCCCUUCGUGCUGGGACCCGGUUGUGAACGAAGCUGCUCUGGAUGUUCUGCUCGGCCGUUUUUCCGGUGGAGAAACGAUCAAGUCUCCCCUUGAGAAUGGGCAGAGCGCACCCUCCGCGAAAAUCGUCUGCCCUCAAAUCGUGCCCACUAUCUUUUCCGCUCUUCAAGUCGGCUUGGGCACCGUCGCACGAAAUUGCAGUGUUGAUGAUUCGGAAAACGUGUCCUGGGCCGUCGAGUCGACCAUGGAGGUCCUCAUCGAGGAGCUCAUUGACCUGCACGCCUCGAGCAACCCGUUCCGCGAAGUGUUCAGGUCGCAGCAGACGAUGCAGCUGUUCGUGAACAGUUACAAGGCUUUCACGCUGCGAGUCGUCGAGGCGUCGACCAUCAACCAACGGACCAUCCGUAUUCUAGAAAAGCUGUCGCACUUUGGCCUGGCUCUGGCUCUGGACAACUGUGUCGCCGGCGCUCAGAAACGCGAGAUCCUCGACACGCUAGCAGAAGCCGAAACGAUCCUCGCGCCAUCCAACGAAAAGACGGCAAUCGACCCCGCUCUCGUCGUCGACACGCGCACCGUGCGCCAGCGAUUCGCAUCCGCGCGGUUCAGCAUCCAGAUCGGCGAGCGCGCGGUGGUCAAGACUAUGACGCGGAUGAACGAGUGGCGGCUGACGAUCCAGUCGUCCGAGCGCCAGCGGGUGCGCAAGACCAUCCUCGAUCUCCGUGAAAACAAGCGCCAGAUCUCCCGGCUGUCCGAGUGGUCGAACCUGCUGACCUCGGAGCGCGGGCUGUGGCCGAAUCCCGAAGUUAGGACGUGGAGAUUGGAUGAGACGGAAGGGCCGCAGCGCGUCCGAAAUCGACUGGAGCCGAUGAACGACAAGUCACUAGCCAUCCGCAUCGACACGAGCGAUCCCAACAUGCGGAACGUCGAGGCGCCCGACAUCGACACGCAGUCGAUCGUCCAAGCAGAGGUCCCGCCGUGGGCCGAGUCGUACGAGAUUUCUGCGACGGACAUGGACGAUCGGCAACUUGCGGAAGAGAUCACGGACGACAAGCACCGGCGCGUGCGCCACGAGCUGGAACCCGGGGACGUCAUCGAGGCGGUGGCGACCGUCGCACGGAUCGCAGGGGUGGACUCCUCGCCCGGACUGAUGAUCAUCGGACGGACGCACAUCUACAUGCUCGAUGGGCUGGUCGAGAGCGACGACGGCGAGAUCGUGGAUGCGCACGAUGCCCCGAAGCAGCUGUUCUUCGUGCCCGGCAGCAUUGUCGAGCUUGACGGUCCGCAGAAAGCCCAGCGAUGGUCGCAUGACCAGAUAGCUGCGUUUGGCGACAAGACAUUCUUGUUCAGAGAUGUGGCGCUCGAGAUGUACUUCAAAGACAGCCGCUCGCUCCUGAUCGUCUUUCUCGACAAGCAGCGGCGCCACAACUUUGACCAGAGACUGCAGCACAUCAUCACCCGGCACUCCCACCCGGGAGACAAUGUCCCAUCGGCGUCGACGCCCAUGGGCCGGAGCCGCACGCCGCGGCCUGGGUUUGGGAAGGUGUUCCAGCGGUCGGACGAGCUGUCGACUGCUCAGCGGCGGUGGCAGGCGCGAGAGAUCAGCAACUUCACGUACAUCAGCAUCCUGAACCAGAUCUCCGGUCGCACACCGAGUGAUGCGACGCAAUAUCCCAUCUUCCCCUGGGUGCUGAAAGACUAUACCUCGACAACACUGGACCUCAACAACCCUGACUCAUUCCGAGACCUGACCAAGCCAAUGGGCGCGCUGACCGAUGUCCGGCGCGAGGCCGCGACGAUGCGCUACACGAAUCUCGAGAGCGUCGGCGAGAAUCCGUUCCACUACGGGACGCACUUCAGCUCGUCGAUGAUCGUGUGCCACUUCCUCAUCCGGAUGGCGCCCUUUACGAACAUGUUCAAGACACUGCAGGGCGGAGACUGGGAUCUCCCAGAUCGGUUGUUCAGCGAUGUUGCGCGCGCAUAUGAAUCGGCUGCAUCCGACGUCCGUGGCGAUGUCAGAGAGCUCAUCCCCGAGUUCUACACAUGUCCAGAGUUUCUCGAAAACUCGGACAACCUCGACUUUGGCGUGCAGCAGAACACAGGAGAGAAGAUUCACGACGUGAAGCUCCCGCCAUGGGCCAAGAAUGACCCGUUGUUGUUCAUCACCCUGAAUCGACGGGUAGGCACUGUGCUCUGCAUUCCCCAUAUGGACUGGCCUCUCAUUUGUUUCGACAGGCACUGGAGAGCGCGUACGUGAGCGAGAAUCUUCCAGCGUGGAUCGACCUCAUCUGGGGCCACAAACAACGGGAUCCCGAGUCUCUGAACUGCUUCCACCCGCUGUCGUACGAAGGCUCGAUCGACCUGGACAAGAUCACGGACGAGCUCGAGCGCGAAGCGACGGUGGGCAUCAUCCACAACUUUGGGCAGACGCCGCGGAAGCUGUUCACGACGCCGCACCCGGCCCGCUACGACUACGGCCCGUCGACGCUGCCGAUCGGGACGUCGUCGGGGAUCGAGGAGGACCCGCACAUGCUGGUCCAGGAGGGCCGCUGCUUCCACGAGCUGGGGACGGGCAAUCCCGUACGCGAGCUGGUCAUGGAUCCGAUCGCAGACCGAAUGCUCGCCUGCCCGGAGGGCGUGCUCGUCGUGCCGGGCCGGCCGCACGAACGGGUGGAAUGGGGCACGACACGGGCGGCGGCGGGGCAGCUGCGGUACGUGAUCGACCAGCGGGUGGUGCAGGUGAUCGAGGAGGCGUUCUGCGUGUGCGCGGCAUUCGCGGACUCGACGAGCCUCGUGACCGGGUGCAGCGACUACACAGUGCGGCUGUGGAAGAUGACGCGCAGUGCGCACAACUCGAACAUCGUGCGGCUCGGGCUGGCGAACAUCAUGCGCAUCCACACGCACGACGUCGUCGCCGUGACCGCGUCGCGCGCCUGGGCGAUCGUGCUCAGCGGCUCGCGCGACGGGAGCGCGGCGAUCUGGGACCUGAACCGCGGGAUCUACAUCCGCUCGAUCUGGCACGACGCGCCGGUGCACCUCGUCGCCAUCAACGAGAGCACGGGCUACAUCGCCACGUGCUCGAGCAACAAGCUGUCGCUGCACACCAUCAACGGCCGCGCGAUGGCGGUCCUCGAUCUCACCGCGCCGUCGCCGACGGACGGGAUCAUUUUCUCGCCGAUCACGUCGCUCGCGUUCCACGAGCGGGAGUACUCGCACAUGGGCGUCCUCGCGACGGGCGCGUUGGACGGGACGAUCACGCUGCGCACGUGGACCGCCGACGGGACGCCCGCGGGCGAGACCGCCGUCUGGGAGUUCCUGACGAUGCGCACGAUGCGCGUCCGGGCGGUCGGUGGAGAGCGGCCGCCGGCGGUCACGGCUCUGCGGCUGUACGGAGAGGACAUCUAUCACGGAGAGGAGACUGGCAAGGCGUUCAUGUGGACGCUGCCAGAGUGAUUUUUUACAUAUUUGUAUUUUUGGGUCUAAUAUGUCACAAGGAAGAGCUUGCCAAUAUGAAGACAUUUUUGUAAUCACGCAAAGAGCAAUGAUCAGUAGUAUCGACCAGAA
This is a messenger RNA of Mycena citricolor, 6408 nucleotides long. The record is from the annotation of a GenBank genome assembly. Lineage: Eukaryota; Fungi; Basidiomycota; Agaricomycetes; Agaricales; Mycenaceae.